GGGGGCGGCACUUCCGGUCGGGCCCUCGGGUCUCCCCGGAGCGGCGGCGCCUUCUCGGCCUCCUCGGCCUCCUGCCGGCGGAGACCCCGGCGCCGGUCUCCAGCUGCCCACAGAGAUGGAGGCGAACCCGGCUGCGGGCGGCGGGCCUGGCGGGCUGGCGGGCGAGGAUGGUGUCCACUUCCAGAGUUACCCUUUUGACUUCCUCGAGUUCCUCAAUCACCAGCGCUUCGAGCCCCUGGAGUUGUACGGGGAGCACGGCAAGGCAGCCACCCUGCCCUGCGCGGGCGCCCCGGGGCCGCCACCCGCGCCCCCGCCACCCGCACCGCCGCCCCAGUAUGACUACCCUGGCCCGGCCAGCUUCAAGCCCAAGGCAGAGGCGGCCUCCUCAUCCUCGGCCUCCUCCACCUCAUCGUCCUCGUCCUCCUCAUCGUCCUCGCAGGCCAAGAAACAGGACCCGCCCCCACCGCCAGCCUUUGGGGCGCCCCCGCCGCCUCUCUUCGAUGCUGCCUUCCCCGCUCCGCAGUGGGGCAUCGUCGACCUGUCUGGGCACCAGCACCUGUUCGGGAGCCUGAAGCGAGGCACGCCGGCAGCUGGACCCGGCGGGGCUCCGGGGCUGGGCAGCCCCGCGGGGGCUCCGGGUCCACUGCCGGCCACCUCGCAGGCCCCAGUGGGCGCAGGGGUGGGGGGCGUCAACGACCCUAAGGAUGACAAGGGCUACUUCCGGCGGCUGAAGUACCUGAUGGAGCGGCGCUUCCCGUGCGGUGUGUGCCAGAAGUCCUUCAAGCAGUCCUCGCACCUGGUGCAGCACAUGCUGGUGCACUCGGGCGAGCGGCCCUACGAGUGCGGGGUCUGCGGCCGCACCUACAACCAUGUGUCCAGCCUCAUCCGCCACCGGCGCUGCCACAAGGACGCGCCGCCCGCGCCCGGGGCCCCACCCGGCCCGGCACCUCAGCCCCCACCGCCACAGCCCCCCGGUCCGCCGCCACCAGGCCUGGCUGCACCUGCCGCUGCCACUGCAACCCCCUCCGUCCCCGCCGCAGCCCCUGCGUCCGCUGAUGGCACCUCCGGCCUGGCCGCCCCGCCGCCCCUGCCCCCGCCCGGUGCCGGCGGAGAGGGCCCCUUCGCCUGCCCGCUGUGCUGGAAGGUGUUCAAGAAGCCUAGCCACCUGCACCAGCACCAGAUCAUCCACACCGGCGAGAAGCCCUUCUCCUGCUCGGCCUGCGGGAAGAGCUUCAACCGCCGCGAGAGCCUCAAGCGCCACGUGAAGACCCACUCGGCCGACCUGCUGCGCCUGCCCUGCGGCGUCUGCGGCAAGGCCUUCCGCGACGCGGCCUACCUGCUCAAGCACCAGGCGGCGCACGCGGCGGGCGCGCGGCCCGCCUUCCCCUGCGACCUGUGCGGGAAGUCCUACUCCGCGCCUCAGAGCCUGCUGCGGCACAAAGCGGCGCACGCGGCGGCAUCCGACGGCGCCAAGGACGCGGCCCCGGCCGCCCCACCGCCGCCCACCACCUUCCCCCCGGGCCCCUACCUGCUGCCCCCCGACCCUCCCGCCAACGACAGUGACAAGGCGGCGGCGGCUGCAGCGGCCGCGGUGGUGUACGGUGCCAUGCCCAUGCCGCUGCUGGGCGCACACCCACUGCUGCUCGGCGGGGCCGGGCCGGGCAGCGCGGGCGCCAGCGGAGCGGGUCCUGGCGGCCCUGGGAAGACCUUCUGCUGCGGCAUCUGCGGGCGCGGCUUUGGGCGCCGCGAGACGCUGAAGCGCCACGAGCGCAUCCACACCGGCGAGAAGCCGCACCAGUGCCCCGUGUGCGGGAAGCGCUUCCGUGAGUCCUUCCACUUGAGCAAGCACCACGUGGUGCACACGCGGGAGCGGCCCUACAAGUGCGAGCUGUGCGGCAAGGUAUUCGGCUACCCGCAGAGUCUCACGCGCCACCGCCAGGUGCACCGCCUGCAGCUGCCCUGCGCCCUGGCCGGCACCCAGGCAGGGCCCGGGGCUUGCGGGUCAGGAACAUCUGCCUCAGCCGCCGCGCCCGCCGAGGGUCUGAGCUACGCCUGCUCGGACUGCGGCGAGCACUUCCCAGACCUGUUCCACGUGAUGAGCCACAAGGAGGCACACAUGCCUGAGAAGCCAUACGGCUGCGACUCCUGCGGCAAGACCUUCGGCUUCAUUGAGAACCUCAUGUGGCACAAGCUGGUGCACCAGGCGGCCCCUGAGCGCCUGCUGGCGCCCGCGCCAGGAGGCCCCCAGGCCACAGAUGGCCCCACCAGUGGCACCGAUGCGGGCAGCGCCCUGGACCACGGGCUGGCUGGGGAGGUAGGAGCAGCGGUGGCGGCACUGGCGGGCGCCCCGGGGGCCGAGGAUGUGAGCGGGCCGGCAGCUACGGCGGGCGGGGCCGGUGGCACGGGCACUGAGCGCUUCAGCUGUGCCACGUGCGGGCAGAGCUUCAAGCACUUCCUGGGCCUGGUCACGCACAAGUACGUGCACCUGGUGCGCCGGACGCUGGGCUGCGGCCUCUGCGGGCAGAGCUUCGCCGGAGCCUAUGACCUGCUCCUGCACCGCCGCAGCCACCGGCAGAAGCGUGGCUUCCGCUGCCCGGUAUGCGGGAAGCGCUUCUGGGAGGCUGCGCUGCUAAUGCGCCACCAGCGUUGCCACACGGAGCAGCGGCCUUACCGGUGUGGUGUGUGCGGCCGCGGCUUCCUGCGCUCCUGGUACCUGCGACAGCACCGCGUGGUGCACACCGGCGAGCGCGCCUUCAAGUGUGGCGUCUGUGCCAAGCGUUUCGCGCAGUCGUCCAGCCUGGCAGAGCACCGGAGGCUGCACGCUGUGGCCCGGCCGCAGCGGUGCGGCGCCUGCGGGAAGACCUUCCGCUACCGCUCCAACCUGUUGGAGCACCAGCGGCUGCACCUGGGUGAGCGUGCCUACCGCUGUGAGCACUGCGGCAAGGGCUUCUUCUACCUGAGCUCCGUGCUGCGCCACCAGCGCGCCCACGAGCCGCCACGGCCCGAGCUGCGCUGUCCUGCCUGCCUCAAGGCCUUCAAGGACCCUGGCUACUUCCGCAAGCACCUGGCAGCCCACCAGGGUGGCAGGCCGUUCCGCUGCUCCUCCUGCGGGGAGGGCUUUGCCAACACCUAUGGCCUGAAGAAGCACCGCCUGGUGCACAAGGCCGAGGGCCUCUCUGGGGCUGGGGCCGGGGCCGGGGCCGCCACCUUGCCUGGGAAGGAUCCCUGACUGGGGCUUCGGCGCAUUGCCUCUGUCCAGUGCCCCUGUGGACCCUCUGCACCUGGCUGCAGAUUGCACCAGCCCCCUCCUCCUGCCAUCCCUCCAAUGAACUCGAGACCCAGCCUCUCAGCCCUGGACCUCCCUGCCCCUCCCAUAUCCCAGCAGAUGCGCCUCGAGCCCUGUGCCCACCCCUCUUAUACCCUUGCUGGCCGCCACGGGGUUCUCUCCCCAUCCAAAUCUGCUCCAGGUGAGUCUCAGCUGCCCCCUCCUCAUGAAAUCCGGCCAAAAGGUACAAAACGCGGUGAGGAGCCUGGUGGGGGGGAGUCUGGGUACUCUUGGAUUGGGGUGGGUGUGGGUUGCAGACGAGGCUUGUACAGAGCAGAAAACAAUAAAUCUUAUAAACAUGGCUGCUGGAGAAUAUUGCUGCGUCCUGGGGAGGGUGUCACAGAACACAGGAGCUCCGGCCAGACUGGCAGCCUUUCUGUCCUUCAGCUCACCAGCUCUAGGGAAUCCCAAACACUCACCCAACCACCUGGGUGCUGGGGAAGUGGUUGAAUGAAUGGGAUGCACAGAGCCCCUGUGGCUGCAUUGAGAUCCCAUGCAGCUCACC
This is a messenger RNA of Perognathus longimembris pacificus (Pacific pocket mouse), 3830 nucleotides long. RefSeq names its product zinc finger protein 865 (gene Znf865). The transcript is spliced from 2 exons. The record is from RefSeq and is a predicted model, not a curated record. The coding region runs from base 116 to 3229 and encodes 1037 amino acids. Lineage: Eukaryota; Metazoa; Chordata; Mammalia; Rodentia; Heteromyidae.